Molecule: messenger RNA, 4916 nt
Organism: Engraulis encrasicolus (European anchovy)
Lineage: Eukaryota; Metazoa; Chordata; Actinopteri; Clupeiformes; Engraulidae
Gene: stim2a
Product: tromal interaction molecule 2a
Exons: 12
Coding region: 1070-4075 (1001 amino acids)
Biological process (GO): intracellular calcium ion homeostasis; activation of store-operated calcium channel activity; store-operated calcium entry
Cellular component (GO): endoplasmic reticulum; plasma membrane
Molecular function (GO): protein binding; calcium channel regulator activity; calcium ion binding
Source: RefSeq, a predicted model, not a curated record
CUGUCUUUUUGUGGAAGCAUGUGGGAGCUUAUUUCAAUUAUGUCAAUUAGUAAGUAGACUUGGAUCAGGGACAGGUUAAGCAGAUAUCUUCAAAAAAUAAAGUGACAUUACAUAUAGGCCUACCUCAGAUGAGCGAGCUACCGUGGGUGCCAAACUCAACAAUCAGAACCGUCAAAAUGUCUGGCAGCGUUUAUCGUGUUCAUUGACACUUACGCUGCUGCGCUAAAGAUGAGUGAGGGGGAAAAAACCUAGAGCUUUAUAUUUAUCCUGUGAGCAAUUACUGUUGCUCGCUCCUGCAGCCUCCCGCUCAAGUUAAGUGCGUCAUCACCAGUCACUAGAGCCGUAAACGCAGUUGGGUAAGUAACACCAGAGCCUUGGCGCAGAAUGCGGUCAGCCGUGGUCAGAUAGCUUACGGAAAUCACGGUCAACAUGCAGUGGACUGAGAUUGGACAGACAUCUGUCAGAAAAUCAUAUAUUGCUACGGUCAAGUAGCCUAUGGAUAUCUACGACUUCCUGCGCUGACAAACUGAACUCAGCAAGACGCAUCAUUCCAUCGCGAUACAUUUUUUGGACAUACCACUGCUUUUGUUUGGAUACAGAAGCUGAGACACUUGGAUCUUAAUUUUUUAAAGAAUAGUAACAUACAUAACAUUGAGGACAAACCUCUUCUAUUAGGCAUUUAUUAAGCAUUCAUCAUCUUUCAUAAUUGUUUUUUUUCCUAUUUAUUAUUUUAGCUGCUAAUCAAUUUGCAAACUCUAGUUCUUAACUUAAGUUUGAAAACUUAAACAUUUACCAAGGUUCUUAACUAUUUAUUUGUUUACUUUUCAUUUGUUUUUUUGGAAACUACAAUGUUUUGAAUGGCUGUGUGUUUUCUUGAAGACGUGUUUAACACUGAUUCUUCAUAUCUUUGCUUGGAUAAUUACUUUUGACAUCUUUCAACUGUGUGCGAGUGUACCCGCGAUCACAUAGCCACUUUUGCGCACCGUUGGGAGGGUAAAUUACAGACGUCUAGAUCUGUGUUUUGGAUCCACAACUUUGUCUGAGAGGAAGAUAACCCUAAACCCCAGCGAUGCUGCUGCUGUCGCUCUCGGUUAUCCUUGUUCUGCGCGGACUGUUUACCUGCACCGCGCAGGGAAUACAGAUGGACUAUCCACAGGCGGAUUCACUGCAUUUCAUUUACAAGGAUACAUUGGACGAUAUAACUGACCCGUGUGCUGCAGUGUUCCCACCAUGCCUGGGGGAGGCUGACCGCUUCAGUCUGGAGGCCCUGCGUCACAUUCACAGGGAGAUGGACGAUGACCAGGAUGGUGGAAUUGAGGUGGAGGAGAGUGUGGAGUUCAUAAUUGAAGACAUGAAGCAGCAGCAACAGAUCAACAAGCACAAUAACCUCCACAGAGAGGACCAACACAUCACUGUAGAAGAGCUAUGGAGAGGAUGGAAGUCCUCUGAAGUUCAUAACUGGACUCAGGAGGAUGUCCUGCGUUGGCUGAGAGAGUUUGUGGAGCUCCCCCAGUACGAGAGAAACUUCAAGGACCUGCGUGUGAAUGGCAACACCCUCCCUCGGAUUGCAUCCAACGAGCCUUCCUUUAUGAGCGUCUCUCUAAAGAUCCAGGACCAGCAGCACAAGCAGAAGCUCAAACUCAAGGCCUUGGAUGUCGUCCUUUUUGGACCUCCCACACGCCCACCACAUAACUGGAUGAAGGACCUGCUGCUCAUCGUCUCCGUGGUGAUGGGCGUGGGUGGCUGCUGGUUCGCCCAGGCCCAGAACAAGGCCUCCAAGGUGCACAUCUCCAAGAUGAUGAAGGACCUGGAGAGCUUGCAGAGGGCUGAGGAGAGUUUACAGGACUUGCAGGCGCAGUUAGAAAUGGCACAGGAGGAGAAGCGCACAGUCACAGUGGAGAAGCAGAACUUGGAGGAGAAGAUGAGGGACGAGAUCCAAGGGGCGCAGGAGGAGGCCAAUCGGCUCCAUGAGCUCAGAGAGGGGGCCAAGAACGAGCUGACCCGCCUGCGGUACGCAGAGGAGGAGCUGGAGCAGGUUCGGGGGGCCCUGAAGAAGGCUGAAAUGGAUAUGCAGCUCAGCUGGACGGUCCCCGACGCCCUCCAACUCUGGCUGCAGCUCACCCACGAGGUGGAGGUGCAGUACUACAACGUCAAGAAGCAAUGUGCCGAGCAGCAACUAGGCACAGCUAGGGAUGAGGCUGAGAAGAUUAAAAAGAAGAGGAGCUCUGUUUUGGGCACAUUUCAGGUGGCCCAUAGUUCCUCCCUGGACCAAAUUGAUCACAAGAUACUGGAGGCCAAGAACUCCUUGGCGGAGGUGACUGCCUCUCUUAGGGAGCGUCUGCACAGAUGGAUGCAGAUUGAGAGGCUGUGCGGUUUCCCUUUGAUGAACAACCCAGGUUUCCCCACGCUCACGGCCACCCUCUACCCAGAUGUCAACUGGAUGGUGAUGUCCCGCAUGUCCUUCCCACUGGCCAGCCCUGAGGGAGAGAUGGAGGAGGACAUGUCCCCCAUGAUGGCACAGAUACCAGUGGCUCCAAUAAAGCGGUCUCCACGCGCGAUGGUUCGUUCCCGCCGGACAGGGCACAUAGUCCAGCCCCAAGUGAUGCUUCAGCCAGACCCCGACCUUCUGGUUCCAAUUAGGGCUCCACUCCCUCGAUAUGGAGAAGACGAAGACGAUCACAUUUACAUAGCGCAACUCACUAAACAGGAAUGCCUGGAGACAUCGUCGGACACAGAUUCGCUUGGCUCUUCUGUCAGCAGGCUGUACACAGGCCCUGCCCUGGAACCGUCUACCACCAGGAGACUGCUUCGUGAAGACGUGGACAUGUUUGCUGACAACACAUCACAGAAGGGGGCCAAGGAGGAGCAGGAGGACAGCAGCUCCAAAUGGCUAUCAAGAGAGGACAUGGAGGAGUCUCUAAAGACUACCACUUGGAAAAUGCCAAGAGACGACGCCAGUGUAGCAGUGGAAGCACCAAAGCGCAAUUUGUCACAAGAGGAGCUGGACAUUUGUAUGGAAAGCCAUCCGAUGAUGUGUGUGAAAGAGGAGCCCGGCGAGAACGUAAUGGAGUUCACGCCGAGAAAGACGGGCUGGGAAACUAUGGAGACCCCUCCCGACGCCCCUGCUAGGAAAGUCACUGAGGAGAGGGCUGACUGCUCGAUGGAUACACACUUUGGCAUGCUGCCUAAAGUCGAGCAGGAAGACAUGUGCGAUAGUCUUAAAAACGUAACUUUCAGAGACAGAAAGGAUUUUGUGGGAGAUGUGGCUUACAGAAAGAUUUCACGGGAGGAGCUAGAUGUUGGAAUGGACACUCAGAGGGCUAAAAUAUCCAGAAAAUCAUCCAGAGAUGAGCUUGAUAACUAUUCAGACACCCAUUUUGGAAAAAUGUUCAGGGAGACAGAUAUUUCCCUGGACGCAGCCUCUAGAAAGCCUCCCAGGGAUGAUUCUGACUUUGGCACAAGUGCCCAGAGACGACGUAUAUUCAGGGAUAAGAGGGACCUUUCCUUGGACGCAGCCCCCAGGAAGAUCUCCAGAGAUGAGUUUGACAUCGCCCCAGAGGAAAGGAGCCAAAGGAGGAGAACCAUCAGGGACUUCCGAAUGGACAAUUCCAUCGAUACACCCACUGGAAAGAUACCCUGGGACCGCCUGGAUUACCAAGUGGAUCCACGUCGUAUUUCCCGCGAGGAGCACGCUGCCAUGGAGGCAGCACGCUUCGGCCAACCUGACAUCACCUCGAGCACUCUGAUGAUGUGGAACCCCCAGGGGGACCCCAUAAGCAUGCUGGUGUACGACGGCAUACUGGAGAAGGCCUACCCUAUGGCCAUGACAGCUCCUACGCCAGGAGACUUUCCUGGGUCCAUGCACGAGUUGCAACAGGGCAUGGUAGGGUUGGAGACAUCGUCAACCAAUCUGACUCCACACUGCUCCCCGAACGCCUCACCACCGGAGAACAGAAGCAGCGGCAAAGAGAAGACCAAGAAGUCCUCAAAGCUCAAGAGCCUGUUCCAGAAGAAGAAAAAGGACACCUCCUCCAGCCCACCAGACGGGACACAGGGCAGCUUGCAGAAGAUGUGACUAGCGGUCGGCAAACACAAAACCAUCUCCAAUAAGGCCUGGAGGAAGCUGAGACGGGCGUUGGGCAGACCUGCAGAGUCUGACUGACGCUCGGCCACACUUCUCCUGGGCCAUAGGACAAUACCCAGACAGCUUACAGCCAGAUGACGAUCAAAUGGCAAUCUAACAGCUAUGGUGAUGUGGAGUGAACUGCUUUAUAAUACAUAUAAUUUAUUAUAAUAUUUUUUUUUAAAAAGGACAUGCAGGAAACAAACCACACGCUGUUCUGGUCAUUUGUGUUUGCCGAUUACAGGAUACAAAUUCUCAGAUGAGUAAGUUGUAUUUUGCCAUUUCAUAAUUUUCUGGUUGAGUCAUUAAUUUAUGCAUUCUGGUCAAAUGACUGCCAUUGUGUAUCUUAAGAGGUGUUAAACUGUGUGGUUCAUUUCAGGCAAAGGUUGUUUAUUGCCAUGGCAACAGCUGAUGUAAUGGGCUCACUGUGAUACUACACGGGUGUUUGCCAGAUUGUUGGCCCAGUUUUUAGCCAGGAAUGUUUUUUUUUUAAAUCAGAAAGAUAUUUCAAAAUUGUAUUUAAUAAGAUGUUUUCAGAUGACAUGCUAAGUGUGUAAUGCCUGAGCAUCUUUUCUUACGUUUCUUUUUUUCUCUUUUCAUUGCCAGUUGUUUUGUACAAGAAUUAUUUCUUGUCAAAUUUUAAAGUGUGAUUACCAUAGGGAAGGCAAUGUGUAAGAAAAGUGUAAUUGUUUACAGACUGUAAUAGUGCUUAUAAUAAUAAUGCUUGUCCGUGCAGGAUGGAGGGAGGACAAGCAUCACAAUUGACAUAUAAAAUAUUGUCUUUUUCAAAAUA